This is a messenger RNA of Staurois parvus, 579 nucleotides long. NCBI's taxonomy places the organism in Eukaryota, Metazoa, Chordata, Amphibia, Anura, Ranidae. The record is from the annotation of a GenBank genome assembly.
GUACGGCUGUGCAGUCUUUGGAAUGAUUCAAGAACAGGUUCGCAGUCUCUGGUAAUCUCCUUUACUGUCUGCAGUCUCUGGUCUUCUAUACUAUGCCUGCAGUCUCUGGUCAUCUCCUGUACUGUGUCCGCAGUCUAUGGUCAUUCCUGUACUGUUUCCGCAGUCUUCGGACAUUCCUGUACUGUGUCCGCAGUCUCCAGUCAUCUCCUGUACUGUGUCCGCAGUCUCCGGUCAUCUCCUGUACUGUGUCCGCAGUCUCCGGUCAUCUCCUGUACUGUGUCCGCAGUCUCCGGUCAUCUCCUGUACUGUGUCCGCAGUCUCCAGUCAUUCCCUGUACUGUGUCCGCAGUCUCCAGUCAUUCCUGUACUGUGUCCGCAGUCUCCGGUCAUCCCCUGUACUGUGUCCGCAGUCUCUGGUCAUCCCCUGUACUGUGUCCGCAGUCUCUGGUCAUUCCCUGUACUUUGUCCGCAGUCUCUGGUCAUCCCCUGUACUGUGUCCGCAGUCUGUGGUCAUCCCCUGUACUGUGUCCGCAGUCUCUGGUCAUCUCCUGUACUGUGUCCGCAGUCUCUGGUCAUCCCC